This is a messenger RNA of Rotaria socialis, 924 nucleotides long. NCBI's taxonomy places the organism in Eukaryota, Metazoa, Rotifera, Eurotatoria, Philodinida, Philodinidae. The record is from the annotation of a GenBank genome assembly.
AUGAACUAUUUACGUAUUAUUCAAAAAACCAUUCUCACGAUAUCAUCUAUAAGACAUUCUUCGACUAUAACUAUUCCAGCGUUAAUAGAUUCUUAUCCAAUCGAAGCAACAGUAUUCGAACCAAAAUCGCCAUCGUCUGAUUCGAUAUGUGUUGUGAUUUCUGAAGCAACAGGCUCUCGUCGUCAAUUUUAUUUUCCAUUUGCACAAUACUUAAGUGAACAACAUAAUCUACAUGUUGUGACAUACGACUAUCGUGGAAUACAUGAACGAAAACCAACGCAAUGGAAUCUUGUUGAACAUUGGGCUCGACGUGAUUGUGCUGGAGUACUAUCAUAUUGUCUUGACAAAUAUAAUGAAGUUGUUCAUGUAGGUCAUAGCCUUGGCGGAAAUAUGCAUGCACUUCUACCAUCGCCAAUAAAUGAAAAAAUUUCACGAACAAUUCUUGUAUCAGCAACAAAUUCUUAUUUAAUGUAUCACAAAUGGAAUUUAGCUUUUCUUCUAACAUGUUCAUCACUUUACAUUCUUCGCGAACCACUUUGUAGAUUUUAUGGAUAUUAUCCAGCACGUACUGUAUUUCGUGCGGGUGCUGAUAUGCCAUCAAAUAUAAUUCGUCAAUGGGCACGAUGGGCAUUAAAUCGUCAAUGUUUUGUCGAUGAAAAUGGUCAAGUAUUUACAGAUGGCUUUCAAUCACUCAAAUGUCCUAUUCUAGCUGUAAAUUUUGCUGACGAUGAAUUUUAUACACGUCAGGCAUUCGACAAAUUUACUGGACAAUUUCAUCAAUCAUCAAAUAUUCAAACUUGGCAUUUACCAAAAGGUGGUCAUUUUAGUUUUUUUAAAGAGAAGCAAUCGUUAGAACUUUGGAACGAGAUAGUUCGAUUUAUAAAAUAUGCCGAUACAAAACUUCCUACUAUUAUAAAUAAAUAA